Molecule: messenger RNA, 2670 nt
Organism: Stylophora pistillata
Lineage: Eukaryota; Metazoa; Cnidaria; Anthozoa; Scleractinia; Pocilloporidae
Biological process (GO): protein polyubiquitination; proteasome-mediated ubiquitin-dependent protein catabolic process
Molecular function (GO): ubiquitin protein ligase activity
Source: RefSeq, a predicted model, not a curated record
UGAAACUCCCAGCUGUGUAUUGUCAGGAAGUGUUCGGCGGUUACUUCUCCACUAGUUUCAAAGAUACCGACUGAAAAUGGCUUCCAGCGGGUAUAAGGAUACGGAUUUUUAUGAUUAUUGUUGUCCGGUCUGUUUAGAAGAGUUUCAAGAUCCGAAAGUUCUUCCUACUUGCAAUCACAACGUUUGUCGACAGUGUCUCAAAAAUAUUAUAAUGCGAGCAAAACCGGCUUACAUACAGUGCCCUACGUGUCGACAAGAAUCUUUUAUUCGUGAAGAUGACCUUGAUGAUUUACAGACAAACGUGUUCCUAGUGAAACUUCUACAACAAACCGAGCCGCAAAAAGAACGCGAGAAGCUUUCCAAGGGGAUUCAAGCAUGCGUAACAAAGGUGGAAGUUUUAGAUGAAUUGAUAAAGGAGCUAAAAUUGAGUCGACAACGAAAAUUCGAACAUGGAGAGUGUCUUAAAGAAGAAAUUCACAGAAUGGCUGAUGCGAUUGUCAGAAAGACAAGGCUGAGCGAAUCAGAGUUGAUCAGUAGAAUGGAAGAUUUUAUUUCUCAAGAAGACAGCGUUUUCAGCCGCCUUGAAGAAAAGAUGGAAGCUUUCAAACAGAAGUUACAAGCUCACGUUAAUGUUUCUUUGAACGCUUACGAUGAGAAGAACGAUGGGGAAAUUUCAAAGAUGAAAAACACCUUAGCUUCCCUGGCGCACAAUAGCACAGAGGAUAAACUUUACAGAGAGAUGCACGAAUUAAAUUCGUUUGCUGCUUCAUUCGACGCAAACAAAGAUCUUCUGCGAAAUGUCGAAAGUCUGGGCAUUGGAGACUUAUCGAUGAGUGAUCCGAGCGGGGUGAAAAUUGGAAUUUCUACGCCUCUGCAGUUCAUGAGGGUAUCGCUCACAACACUACGUAAGAUCACUGCUUCGAAUUUUGGCUUCGAGUCUUUUUCACCCUUAAGCAUCGCAACAGAUGGUGACAAGCAGGUGGCUGUAGCUGAUCCAGAGAACAACAACAUUCUGAUUUUGAAUCGCAAUGGUGAUUUCGUGAAUAGAUUUACAUCUCCAGCCAGCUCUCCCCAACCUGCCAUGAUGUUUUCGGGCGUUGCUUUUUCCAAGGACAAAAACGACUUGAUCGCCGUCAACGGUGCUCGUGACGUACAUCUCAUCAAUCCAAUUGAUGGAACCUUUAAAGUGAGUUACAGAAGCAGCUCGCAGUGGGGUGUCAAAUACUGUUUUGUUUCCACUGAUCAGAGUGGACGGUUUUUGCUCACAUGCGAACCCUUAGCGAAACAAUGCCGAGCAUGCAUCAUCGUGCACUCGGAUACGCCUUUCGGAAAACCCGAUUUGAGGUUCGGGUUUUCUGGCGAGGGUACUUUGUUAUUCCCUUUUAAAGUCCUUUACCAUGAAAAGCAUUACUAUGUGACAGACAUGGAAAAAGGGUGCAUUAUGGUGUAUAACGAAUGUGGCGAUUUUCUUCGGCAUUUUGGGGGUAAAGACAACGAAAUUCAUGGUCAUGGUCGUCUGGUUUUACCGACGGGAAUGAUCUUUGAUCCAAGAGAGGAAAUAUUUUUAGUGUGUGACUGGGGAUCUAGUUCCAUUCAAACGUACAAACCCGACGGAACUUUUCUAGAGGCAUUCCCGAUCGAUGGACGCCCCACGGAUAUAGCCCUGUUCUCCGAUGGCACCCUUGUGGUUUCUUCGAAGGACGAUCAAUGGAUUCAGUUGAUGUCGAUAUCAACACUCGGGGCGUUUGACGAUGAGGAAGUGGGUAGGAAAUGAAUUUGCCUAUGAUUUGUUGGUUAUUAAUCAAGAGGUGGCAAAUUUCAUGACUGUUACACCUGGACUAGGACAAAAUUACUUUUACUUUGUUCGUAAUUUUAAGUAGAGGACAAAAAUAAAUGUGAGAAAUUGUAUACCGUCCAAUGGCAACAUAAUACGUAGCAUCCAUUAGUUAUCCAUCAACUGUGUCGCUCUCAUAUGCGCUGGUUUCGUUAUCGACUGCAUCACUGUUAGCUCGCCUUAGACCUGGCAACUCGCCUUUGUUUUCUACCUAUCCGCGAGCCGCAUCAGGGGGAAACGGCCUCGGUCUUGCCUCCCCCUUGAUGCGGCUUUGCUUUUUCAGGCAAACUAUAAAGAUGAUUUUGAUAUAUAUGUAUAUAUAUACGUGUGGUUGUCAUUUUCCUGGUGCGUAGGUUUAUGUGCGGCAGGUUUAUGUGCUUUGAAGGAUAAACCUUAGACUUAUCUCCCACCGUAAUUGUCUCAUAACUAUAAUUACUACAAGAUGUGCAGCAAAUUUCGAUUGUAAAACCAAAACCAAACAACCCGCAAUCAGAAUAAAGGAAAAUACCUCAGAGCCCAGUAAAACUCAAAAUAAAGACAAGUUAACGCGAGUUACAAAGUGACGAUUGGUUUAUGUUUUGAAUCUUAUUGGUCGAGAAAAGUGGCGCGAGUUUCGAAAAGGCGGGAGGGUUGAAAACUGGGCGGGGCUAAUUGCAUAGGUCUAAUUGGACAGGUGUAUGUUACGUUCAUGUAAAGAACCAAGCCUACUUCAGAAAUUUAUAAGGUUUAUUAUCCCAGGAUAAUUUAGAUUUAAAAUGAAUGACUCCAGUAAAGGCGGAGUAUAUAAAACUACUUUUCAUUGAGAAGUUCAGCUAUAAAAUGAAGUCUCCCUGAGA